Messenger RNA from Entamoeba invadens IP1, 324 nucleotides. RefSeq lists its product as hypothetical. The record is from RefSeq and is a predicted model, not a curated record. Lineage: Eukaryota; Evosea; Mastigamoebida; Endamoebidae. The transcript has a single exon. Bases 1 to 324 code for a protein of 107 amino acids.
AUGUGGACAACAACAGAACAACUUGUUCUCAUCGAAUCAAUCCAAUACUGCAGACCGCAAUCCAUUUCCGAGUGGAAAUACGUCAGCGACGUCUUAAUCAAAACUCUCUGCUUCGACGGACCAGUCGAUGCAAGCAAAUUCACAGAAAGGGAGUGCCUCGAUCAAUUCAAGUCUCUUGAAAAGAUGUAUGAAGAGAAAAUACCUCCACAGUACCCAACACUCGCUGCUAUUAACUUUUUACUCAGGCGAAAAAGAAUCGAAGAACUCGAUGAAGCAAUUUUUCAGUCCAAACAAAAUUUGAUGAAAUUGCAACAAAUUGUCUAA